ACAAGGAGAAGCAUACAUGAGGAGAAUGGGAAGUGUGAAAUCAUUUUGAUUUGAACGUGUCCAUAAUGAAAUGAGAUUGUAGUCUCUUGAGAUCAUAAAUUUGGAUUUAAGCAAAUCCAAAUGGGCUAGUACGGGGAAGUGAUCUUCAUUUGAAGUCCAUAGUUUUGGCUCAAGUUCUUUGUUAGCUGGUUUUAAGAGAGUGCAUAGCUUAGCUUCUCAUCAAGUUAUAAACACACCCUCCAUUACAAAUACCCAGGAAGAGCGGCUUAGGCUUCGGAGGCAGACCCCUCUUCAGGAGGCAUAUGAUGGCUCCCAACCAAGUGGUGAUGCUGUCAGCUACUCUUGUACUCAAUAUCGAACUACUUCAAAACUUAAGUUGUUCCACUGUAGCAUUAUCAAAUCUUAAGGUUUUCACCAGUGGAUCUGGUUUGGUUUCCCGAGAGGCUUCUCUUUAGGUACAAAGCUGUUUCAGUUUUGACCAGUAUAUGUGAUCAUUUCAGUUCAAAUAAUCAAUUCAAUCUCGCGCCUUGAAGUUUCUCGCUAGAUUUUUGUUCCUGGGAGAAAUCGAAGAAAAGCAUGGAUGAGAAGUUUGAGAUGGAUGAUGUCAUGUUGCCGGGGUUUAGAUUUCAUCCCACAGAUGAGGAGCUUGUUGGGUUCUACCUGAAGAGGAAGAUUCAGCAGCGACCUCUGCCCAUUGAGCUGAUUAAGCAAGCUGAUAUCUACAAAUAUGAUCCUUGGGACCUUCCAAAGCUGGCAUGUACAGGGGAGAAAGAGUGGUACUUUUACUGCCCAAGGGACCGUAAAUACAAGAAUAGUGCACGGCCAAACCGGGUCACAGGAGCUGGUUUUUGGAAGGCCACUGGAACGGAUAGGCCAAUAUACUCCUCUGAUGGCAGCAAGUGCAUUGGGCUGAAGAAAUCCCUAGUGUUCUACAGGGGCAGAGCUUCCAGAGGAAUCAAAACUGAUUGGAUGAUGCACGAAUUCCGACUACCUUCUAUACCAGAGACAGCAUCAACAAAGAAGAUUAUUGAUAAAAACCUUCCACCGAAUGAUUCAUGGGCAAUUUGUAGGAUCUUCAAGAAAACUAACUCCAUGGCACAAAGAAACCUUUCUCAUUCUUGGUUAUCUCCAUUAGUUGAAUCUCCAGGCUUAGAAAUAUUCACCCAAGCUGCACAUUCUAUUGGUUUCAGUCCUGAGACGAUCUCCUGUGCAACAGAAACUGGAUCAACUAUCCAGCUAUGCAACAACAAUGACAUGCAUCAGGUCUCUACUGCUAAUUUCUCUUCUCUAGAUUUCCUCUCAUACAAAACCAUGAAUCCAACAGUAGGAAAAUCAUCUCCUUUUCCUAUUCCAAGUGGAGAUAUUCCAUCAGGCUUUAUGUUUUCUCCUUUUGAAAUGUCCGGAGCCUCUCUCAAGAAUUCAGUUGAUGUUGCUUCCAUGCUGUUGAAUCUGUCCCCUGCCGUAACUGGGGAUAUUAGAAACACAUCUGGUGGUACUGACUUUGAAGGGCCAGAACAACAGCUCAACAGCUUUUCCAUCAGUUCACCACAGUGUAUGCAAGGAAGCUUAGGCUCUGGAGAGGAUGACAUGGGCAUGAAGAAAAAUCCAAGUGCAAUCCAUCAUAAUAAUCAAGGUGGAAGCAUUCGAUCAAUUGGAUUUCCUUCCAGUUUGCCCUCAAAUCUUACUGAUGCAUGGAAGCCCAACUUACCAUGGGAUUCACCCCCCUAUCCUAGUGAGAUGUCUACUACUUAUUCCACCAAAACAUGUGAUGCUUGAUUGAAUGCCAAGACAGGGUAAGUAGUCUACAUCUCACUGUGGAUUGAGUAUAGUGGCUCAUGCCAGAAACAUAUUUUCCUUGCAGUCUUACUGUACAGGUUUUCUAUAUUUUAAGCAACAAACACUUCGGUUAAAGUUUUUGCCGCAUCUCUUCUGUACUUGGUUCUUCUUGUAUUUCUUCAUUGGUAUUGCUUUUCUGAUGUGCGAGCAAGCAAAACAGAGGUGCAGGUUUUCUGAGCACUUGCAUCUAAUAGUAUUUUAAAAUCAAUAAAAUAAGGUACAAGCUACUUGCA
This is a messenger RNA of Diospyros lotus (date-plum), 2069 nucleotides long. RefSeq names its product protein FEZ-like. Gene Ontology annotation, biological process: regulation of DNA-templated transcription. The transcript is spliced from 3 exons. NCBI's taxonomy places the organism in Eukaryota, Viridiplantae, Streptophyta, Magnoliopsida, Ericales, Ebenaceae. The coding region runs from base 577 to 1776 and encodes 399 amino acids. The record is from RefSeq and is a predicted model, not a curated record. Gene Ontology annotation, molecular function: DNA binding.